AUGCGUGUGCUUGCCGCUAUCCUCAUACUCGCGUGGUCGUGCCGUGUGCGCGCAUUCCAACAGACAAUCACGUCACGUGUGCUACAUUCAAUCGUAGGCGAUGCAACAAACACACCUGUGCGACGCGUUUUAGAUUGUACUCGCGAACUAGGUGUAGCGAAAUGCUUAAACGCUUUCAGUCUGUGGCGGGCAGAAAAGGCUCUCACGACUUUUGCAGGAGAUAAUAACGCAUUGUUCAAUUUGACCGAGGAUAUACAAGGGUUUUCUUGGAAGGCAUAUAAGAAUUGGUCCGAUGAUGAAUUGUAUUCGCAACUUUGUGACGAUACCAAGCAAUUGUUGCAGUAUCGUACUAUGUUAUUUAAUGUUCCCGGCUACAAGUUUGAGUUGGGAUCAAAAGGCAACGGAACGCUGAACAUCGAUGUGAUUUCAAAUAACGACGGAGAAUCAGGCCGCGGUAUGAAAAAAAUGCAAAAAAAAUUCUACAAAAUAGUACCUUUUCUAUUGUUGCCGGGUCUUCUCAUGUCGGCGGUACUGCCAUUUGUCUUGCCAGCAUUAAAAAUGAUGACCGUUGCUGUCGGGAUUUUGAAUAAUAUGGCAUUAACUGGCGCUGUUUUCACACUUCUCAGGAACAAUGCAUUUAAUGACAGAUAUGAGCACAAAGUUUUAUAUGUUAACGAAGGCUACAAGAACGAGAAGCGUGCCAAAGUAAAUCUAAAACCAGAACAUCACGUGCACGACGAUGUUGAAUACGAUAUACCAGAAAAGUCAGAAUAUCAGGAAGAAUAUGUUAUUGAAAAUGAUAAUCAUCACUUCGCUCAUGAACUAAAUUCAGAUUGGAUUAAAGAUUAUUAUGGCGAUAGAUUCGUAAAAAUUGAAUCUUAA
This is a messenger RNA of Bombyx mandarina (wild silkworm), 882 nucleotides long. RefSeq lists its product as uncharacterized. The record is from RefSeq and is a predicted model, not a curated record. NCBI's taxonomy places the organism in Eukaryota, Metazoa, Arthropoda, Insecta, Lepidoptera, Bombycidae.